This is a messenger RNA of Zootoca vivipara (common lizard), 1393 nucleotides long. It is a transcript of the gene SSU72, whose product is annotated as SSU72 homolog, RNA polymerase II CTD phosphatase. Gene Ontology annotation, molecular function: phosphoprotein phosphatase activity. Lineage: Eukaryota; Metazoa; Chordata; Lepidosauria; Squamata; Lacertidae. The record is from RefSeq and is a predicted model, not a curated record. Gene Ontology annotation, cellular component: nucleus. Gene Ontology annotation, biological process: mRNA processing.
GACGCCAUUUUGUGUAUGUGAGAGUGAGAGACGAGAAGGGAAACGCCGCUGCUGCCGCCGCCACCACCGCCUGGGAACCUCACCGCGGGCCCUUCGCUGCCGUCACCCGCCGCAUUUCCCUCUUCGACCCUUCCCCUCCCCAGGCCCCCGCCCCGGCCCCUCCCUCGCCGCCGGGCGUCCAGCCAUGCCCUCCUCGCCGCUCCGGGUGGCUGUGGUUUGCUCCAGCAACCAAAACCGCAGCAUGGAGGCCCACAAUAUCCUCAGUAAGCGUGGCUUCAUUGUUCGAUCCUUUGGGACGGGGACUCACGUGAAACUGCCAGGACCAGCGCCAGACAAGCCAAACGUUUAUGAUUUCAAAACGACAUACGAUCAGAUGUACAGUGACCUGCUUAGGAAAGACAAAGAACUCUAUACACAGAACGGGAUUUUGCACAUGUUGGACAGAAACAAGCGGAUCAAGCCACGGCCGGAGAGAUUCCAGAACUGUAAAGACGUCUUUGAUUUGAUCUUGACGUGCGAAGAAAGGGUCUAUGAUCAAGUAGUAGAAGACUUAAAUUCUAGAGAACAGGAGACAUGCCAACCUGUACAUGUGAUCAACGUGGACAUUCAGGAUAAUCACGAAGAGGCAACGCUGGGAGCUUUCCUUAUCUGCGAACUAUGUCAAUGUAUACAGCAUACAGAAGAUAUGGAAAAUGAAAUAGACGAGCUGUUACAAGAAUUUGAAGAGAAAAGUGGAAGGACUUUUCUGCACACGGUCUGCUUUUAUUAAAAGCACGCCCGCCUCUUCCUCUUAGGCCUUACUUGCAGACGAAAGAAGAAGCAUGUGUUAGUUCUGAAUCUACUGGACUGUUUUCUCCCUUCCUCUUGGAGAAGUCGACUUAACAACCUCUUCCAUUGUUGCUGUUUAAUUUUUCUCCCCAACCUGCGCGAGUGUUUGUUUGUUUUUGUUAUUUUUUAAAUUGUUUGUGGGAUGUUUCCACGCAGAAACGCAAACAAACUUUGUGUGUAUAAAAUGAAAGAAAUUCUUUACAUGAAACGCUGCUUUAUUUAAGAGAUUUUUUAAAAAAGAAAAAGAAAUCAAGGUUUUGUUUAACUCUUCCCCUGUCUCCUCUCUUCCCACCUCCCUCUAUUGGAUGCCCUGCUUUAAUUGUUAUAAGUAGGGUUUUAAUUAUAAAGAGAAUAUAUGCAGAUGAUAUCAUUUAUAUUUUCCACCAUAAAUAUCAUAUUUCAGUUAUUGGGUAUUGGGGGAGGCGGCAGUGCAGGGGAGAUGCUUUUCUUUUAAUGCAACAGAACUGAACGGCUGGGAUAUGCAAAGGUAUGAAUGGGACAAUUAAUAUCUGUAUAAUAAUAGGAAUGAAAAUUGGAAGUGUCUAAUAAAUAUAAACUGCGCCAU